Acinonyx jubatus (cheetah) is the source of this 3700-nucleotide messenger RNA. It is a transcript of the gene IL17B, whose product is annotated as interleukin 17B. The record is from RefSeq and is a predicted model, not a curated record. The coding region runs from base 781 to 1323 and encodes 180 amino acids. Gene Ontology annotation, molecular function: cytokine activity. Gene Ontology annotation, cellular component: extracellular region. Gene Ontology annotation, biological process: inflammatory response. NCBI's taxonomy places the organism in Eukaryota, Metazoa, Chordata, Mammalia, Carnivora, Felidae. The transcript has 3 exons.
CCUCCUGAACUGCGACUUGGCCGGCGCAGGAGCACAGAUUCAGAAACAUGCUCACAGCAGGCCAGAAUUGUGCAGAAAAUAUCCCAAGACAAACAGCAUGGGGUGGGGGAUAGAGGCCUGCACAGGGACCAGGUAUGAAUCCCGGCUCUGUCGUCUCUUACCCACUGUGUAAUCCUCGACAAGUCCCUUCCUUGCUCUGGCCUCAGUUUCCCUUCCUGAGAACUGACUAGGCGGGUGGGGCUCCCCCACCCAGGGCCGUUGAACUCACCUGAGGCUGGCUGAGGCCGGAGGGCCUGAGGCUGUUUCCCCGGGAGACGGGGCCCGCGUCCCGCUCCUGGCUGGCACACUCGAGAACAUUUGCUCUCCUGACCAACGGACAGCCCGUCCCGCCUCCGCCCUCACCCCCUUGCCAUCCCCAAAGCAAACGAAGCUGAUUGUCUUAGCCGGCCCUGUGGGUGCCGGCCGGGUGGCUAGCCGCAGGCCACAGGCGGAGGUCCCACCCGCCAGGGCCCCGCCGGACACACAGGGCAUUGUCCCUCAGUCAACAGCCCCCGGGCACCUCGGCCCGGCUCCUGGCCUGCCCCCACGCCCCUCGCCGCCAGGCCCAGCCAGCUGGGGGCCCGAGGCUCCCAGCUGAUGACGAGCCCACCCAGCCACCCCCCAGCAGCCCCCUGACGAGCUAUAAUUGCUUCGCUCCUUCCUGUUGCUGCCAUUCUCUUGGCGGAGGCAUCUGGGGUUCCAGGCGGGCGGCAGCUGCUGGCCAACCGCCUGGCUCGCGGGAUGGACUGGCCGCACAACCUGCUGUUCCUUCUGACCUUCUCCAUCUUCCUGGGGCUGGGCCAGCCCAGGAACCCCAAAGGCAAGAGGAAGGGGCCAGGGCGGCCUGGAACGCUGGCUUCUGGGCCUCACCAGGUGCCGCUGGACCUGGUGUCACAGGCGAAGCCGUACGCCCGCAUGGAGGAAUACGAGAGGAACCUCGGGGAGAUGGUAGCCCAGCUGAGGAACAGCUCUGAGCCGGCCAGGAGGAAGUGUGAAGUCAACCUGCAGCUGUGGCUGUCCAACAAGAGGAGUCUGUCGCCCUGGGGCUACAGCAUCAACCACGACCCCAGCCGCAUCCCCGCGGACCUACCGGAGGCGCGGUGCCUGUGUCUGGGCUGCGUGAACCCCUUCACCAUGCAGGAGGACCGCAGCAUGGUGAGCGUGCCUGUGUUCAGCCAGGUGCCCGUGCGCCGCCGCCUCUGCCCGCUGCCACCACGCACGGGGCCCUGCCGCCAGCGUGCGGUCAUGGAGACCAUUGCGGUGGGCUGCACCUGCAUCUUCUGAAUCAGAGCCUGCGUGGGGGGGGGGGGGGCGGCGGAGACCACCCUCCCUGCGCCCCCGCGCCAAGCCAGGCCAAUGAAAAGUUAAACGCUGUCUUUUGUAAAGCGAGACUUUGGGUUCGCUCCUUGGGGCUCAGAAGCCGAAACCAGGGUGGGGGAUGGGAGGCUGUUGGGAUGUAGAUUUCAGAUCAAUAAAAAGGGAUAUUCCAUCGCUCAGCGGUCUCCAACACUGACAUAGGUUAUUUAAAAAAUACUGCAUUCACUCUACCAUUUAGGGCAGUCACAUACUUCCUUUAAUUUGGGUUUGUAAGCCUACUUCAACCAUGUUAUUGGAGCUUCAUUGAUAUAAACCUAUAUAGGAGUGAACAAACACCAUCUCUCCCCCAGAUAAGUCAAGGACGGUUGCGAGUAAGCUCUUAGGGAAGCGGGGAGCUUCCAGUUUCUGGAAAAACCCGGCUAAUGCUGAAGCUCUAUGGAUACUGUGGAGCAGAUCCUGCUUUGGUUAGAGUAAGUGACCUAGAAGGGCUCUUUCAGCUCUGAGAUUCUCUGCAGGUCAGCCCUAGACCCACAAAAGAGCCUUCAGGUUGCCAGAGAGUGGGGGGGGUUUAAUCUGGGCCAGCCAGCCCCUGAAACUUUCACGCGGGUAUGGAUUUUUCCGGGCUGGGAUCCCUUGCUUUGAACAAACACUCAAGAGUUGGGAAGCACCCGUGUCGAUCAUUCUUUCCUCCAGCCUUAUGUGUAAGGGGACCUGGAUAGAUGGUUUCAUGAUAUCGGCGGUUCCCAAACUUUAGCUAGCGCCAGAAUCACCUGGAGUACUCGUUAAAACACAGAUCGCGGGGGCCCCACGUGCAGGGGUUCCAGGUGGGAGCUGAGACUUCGCAUUUCCAGUGCAGUGGUUCCCGGGUGAUAGCUGCUUGUCCGGGGGCCACACUUGGAGAACUUGGAGAACCUCUGGCUUAUAUCAAGAUACUUUGCUGAUCAGAAAGGCAGUGUGGACUGCCUUGUCGUUAAACCCCUGCUGGUUCCUGCCCUUUGGAUAAGUCCCCGCUCCCCCCAUUACCUCCUUGCAAUUCAAUCCUCCCCCUGACCUCCUAGCCCCCCGCGGCUAGUCCUAAACCAGUUGUUCCAGGGUCUAAAAAUACCUUCCCUCCCCCCAAGACAGCUGAGGGGCUCAGGCUAUUUUGUGAGGUUAAGAACAGCUGGCACUUCAGGGUUAAUUUCAACAGGAGGGCCAACAGCCAACAGAGGGCCACUUUGCUUGGCGACUCUUCCUUCAGUGCCUAAAGCAGUUUUAGCUCUGAAGGUUUUAAGAGUCCAAUUCAUGAAAGGGCAAUGAUUAGGUAUGAGCCUGUCUGGGGUGGUAAGCAACUUACCUUUUUUGGUAUUGUUCUAGAGCGGAUACUGGUUAAAAUUACCCCAGGAAGCUUUGGCCUGGUUCCAGACACAUGGAAAAUAGACUUCAUGUGCCAGCCCAAGCUGAUGCCUCCAGCAGCCGGCCCUCCUCCCCAGGGGUUGUUCGCCUGUGAGGCCCCACAGCCCGCUCUCUAGGCCUUAGUAAGACUUCAGCAGCACACGAGGGACCCACGGCGUCAAGGCCUUGUGGUGGGGUGCAGGCGUGGGAAGAACUGAGCUGCAGGAUGGUUGCUCUAGUGGGAGACUCGGGUUCCCUGGGGCAUAGGGAUUGGGCGGGGAGACUCCUCAUCCGGGUGGGACAGGCUGCUCUCCUACUGGAGCAUCAGACACACAGAGAUCCUCAGUAAGUGCCGGUUAGUUUUAUAUGGAUGUUGCUUUUUCCUAACUUUCUGGGCUUCAGUAUUCUCGUCUGUGAAACAAGCAGAUGGGAUUUCGGAUCUUCAGGGUCUUUCCCAGUGUUACCAUUCUGCAGCCUAGGAACUUGGCCUUGGGAGCCUGGGCUGGCAGCUGGCCCUUUCUAGUCCCCUGGUUUAAAGGCAGCAGCAGGGAGCUCAGGACCUUUGGAGGUCCAAGGAGAGAGCUGGGUCUACACUGUGCCCAGGAACCUCCUUUGGUUUGAGUCUAUGUGUGACUCAUAUUUUACACUGUCUGGUAAGAACCCCCCACUCCAUGAGCAUAGGGGCCUUAUCUGCAUCUCCAGCACUCAGCACGGGGUCCAGUGCAAAAGAGUGCAGGGCUGGAUGCAUGAAUGCAUGCUGAAUGCAUGCAUGCACGCAUGCACAGGGGCCUCUAGGGGGAGCCCAAGGUUUGCCCCAGCUCCUGUUGCUCCUUCAAAGGUGUGUCAAGCGGGGUAGGGGGGCGCCUGGGUGGCUCAGUCGGUUAAACCUCCGACCUUCGCUCGGGUCAUGAUCUCGCGGUCCCUGAGUUCAAGCCCUGCAUCGGGCUGUGUGCCCACCACUCAGAGAGCC